Molecule: messenger RNA, 258 nt
Organism: Protopolystoma xenopodis
Lineage: Eukaryota; Metazoa; Platyhelminthes; Monogenea; Polystomatidea; Polystomatidae
Source: the annotation of a GenBank genome assembly
AUGUUGCUUCUGGCCGAGGAGAUGAUAAAGGCAGAAAUGCUCACUAUGAUGCACUUCGACAACUUGCAAAAUCCAUUGCCAAUCAGCAAAUUCCAGCCACCACCGUCUGGUGAUGCCUUGUCUAGUCUAACCUCUACCGGAAGUACUCAACAGCAAGUACAACUUCAGAAAAAACUCUUUAAUCAAUCAAGGCUUCUACAUGAAGCCCAUUUACGCGAUAACCCGUAUGAAGAGCUCAAAUCAGAUGAGAUGAAACAG